AUGUCUUCUCCAUCAUCUGGCGGGAGUGUAGGAAAACGGAAGCGUACUGCUACUGGGUUGUCCAAGACAUCAUCAACGCUCGAUCAAUUACAGAAUUCGUCAAGAGAUGCAUCUGGUGAAGAUGGCGAAUCUACAGCUCCGGAAACUCGAGAAACACGCAGCUCGAGUCAUAAAAAGGUCCUUUCGGUCGAUGCUCAAAACCCACCUGCGAAACGCCUUCGAUCAUCUACACAUGAUAAAGUAGCAGUUAAUGGAUCUGAUAAUGCGCGAGAUCCGGGAGAGCCAUCGGAUACAACUGAGGGUAGUACAGAUAUCGCGAACAGAGUUGGAAAGAAGGGAAGAAAAAGUAUCUCAAAGGGAGAAGAUGGGGAGCAAGAGGUAGAGAAAGAUAAAGAGGAAAAUGCACCAUCGAUGGCCCCACCACCAAUUGGAAAAUUGAUGGAUCCUGUUGGAUACAAGACCAAUCCACCACCUACCGGUAGACCAGUUCGUGUUUACGCGGAUGACGUUUAUUUAUUGGUCGGAGUUACGGGAGACGCGGAAACACACAAGAGAAAAGGACUUACAGUUCUAUCCGGGCAAGAGCGAGCUGAGACUGUAAGACAUUGCAAGUGGGUGGAUGAGGUUGUUGAAAAUUGUCCAUGGAUUGUUACUCCGGAAUUUUUGGCAGAAAAAAGGAUCGAUUACGUCGCGCACGACGAUCUUCCAUAUGGAGCGGACGAAGGAGAUGAUAUUUACAAACCAAUCAAGGAACAAGGUAAAUUUUUGGUUACACAGAGAACCGAGGGUGUUAGCACAACUGGUAUCAUUACAAAAAUUGUUCGUGACUAUGAGAAAUAUAUUGCGCGUCAAUUCAAGCGAGGUACUACAAGACAAGAGCUUAACGUAUCAUGGCUUAAGAAGAAUGAACUUGACCUAAAACGUCAUGUUGCAGAAAUGAGAGAAGCUAUCCGAACAAAUUGGAGUACUACUGGCCAAGAAUUGGGAAAGGAAUUGAAACAAUUCUGGCAAUCUAGUCGUCCCGGUAGUCCUGCACGUAUGCAUAGCUUUGAUGGAAAUAGUACUGGGAGUCUCACAAGCCCAUCUGCUCUACAACACCUUACACGCCGUUUGGAAAUUCCAAGAAAUGAUAACUCAGGUCCAGGCAGUGAUUUUGCGACAGGAUAUAGUUUGGGUCUUAUUGGUGGUGUACGAUCAUGGAUGACUAGAAGUCGAUAUAACAAUCGUGAUAGUUUACAAGGAAGUGAAAGUAGCGAAGAAGAAAGUGAGGAAAGAUUAUCACCGAGAAGUAAAAGUGGAAAGGAAAACUUCAAACCUGAUGAAAAUGAGGUUGAUGAAGAACAAGUCGACGCACAAAUUGAUGCUGCUAUGGCGGAAAAUGCUAAGAAAUCUGGACAAUAA
Molecule: messenger RNA, 1401 nt
Organism: Sclerotinia sclerotiorum 1980 UF-70
Lineage: Eukaryota; Fungi; Ascomycota; Leotiomycetes; Helotiales; Sclerotiniaceae
Exons: 4
Coding region: 1-1401 (466 amino acids)
Biological process (GO): CDP-choline pathway
Cellular component (GO): nuclear envelope
Molecular function (GO): phosphatidylcholine binding; choline-phosphate cytidylyltransferase activity
Source: RefSeq, a predicted model, not a curated record